Rotaria sordida is the source of this 1743-nucleotide messenger RNA. NCBI's taxonomy places the organism in Eukaryota, Metazoa, Rotifera, Eurotatoria, Philodinida, Philodinidae. The record is from the annotation of a GenBank genome assembly.
AUGGCAUCACCAAAAUUUCAAUCAACAGAUUUUCAAACACCAAUUAAAAAAAAAUGUCCAUCAUCAUCAUCAUCAUUAAGUUCACCAUCAUCAAUAUCAACAACAUCAACAAAUAUUAAACAACGUUCAAUAACUGAUAGUAGUAAUAAUAAUGAUGAAACAAUAACAACAAUUAAAAUGGAAGAUGGUAAUGAUGAAAUUAAAAUAUAUUCAGCAUCAACAAUUAAAAAAAAUGAACCAGAUGAUGAUAUUGAUGUUGAUGGAAUUGAAGAUCGACUUUCGCCUGUUGUUGAAGAACCUACAAGUCCAAAUAAAAAUGAUGCAUUCAAUAGUAGUAUUUCUGGUUUAUAUGCAUCACCAUUUCUUUAUCCAUAUUUUCAUCCAAUGUUUCAUCCAUAUUUAAUGGCUGCAGCUGCACAAGCAAAUGCUGCUGUAUCAUCAACAGAUAAAUCAUCAACAGAUGGACAAAUGCCUCCAUCUAAUCCAUAUGGCACUGCACCUUCAACAUUAUCUCCAUUUCCAGGUUUUAAUCCAGGUAUGCCUUUUCCUUCGUUAUAUCCGCCGGGAAUGGCUAAUCAACCAUUUCGACCAAAUCUUUUUAAUCCAUUUGGUAUUCCGAUUCCAACACCCGGUGUUCGACCUCCACCACCACCAUCAUCUUCAUCUUCAUCAUCAUCUUCUAAUCGUCAUCAUCAAAAUUAUGAUGGAUCUUCUCGAAAUCUUAGUGCUCUACUUGAUGUACAACGACCUAAAAAACCUCAUAUAAAAAAACCUUUAAAUGCUUUUAUGCUUUAUAUGAAAGAACAACGUGCACGUGUUAUUGAAGAAUGUACAUUAAAAGAAUCAUCAGCAAUAAAUAAAGUUCUUGGACAAAAAUGGAAAGAAUUACCUCGAUCAGAGCAAGACAGAUAUUAUGAAUUAGCAAAAGAAGAACGUAAUCGUCAUAUGCAACUGUAUCCAGGUUGGUCAGCACGUGAUAAUUAUGGUUUAAAAAAGAAACGACAAUCAAGUGGUCAUACACCAAUAUUAAAUAAUUCACAUAAAAAACCACCAAGAGAAAAUAAUUCUAUGGUUAAUAGUCCAGGACAGUUAAAUCAUAAUAGUCCACAUCGUUAUGGACAUCAUCAACAACAACAACAACAACAUUUAAUUAAUAGUUCACAUAUGAAUUCAACAAAAAAUCCAAUGCAAUUAGAGAAUGAUUGUUUAAAUCAAAAGAAAUGUCGUGCACGUUUUGGUUUAGAAGGUCAAAGUCAAUGGUGUAAACAUUGUCGACGAAAGAAAAAAUGUACAAGAUUUCUUGAAGAAGAUAUGUUAAAUCAUGCAAAUAAUAAUAAUAAUAAUAAUCAUAUGAUAAAUAAUUAUCAUAAUUCAUCAUAUAAUAAUCAUGGAAUAAAUAUAACUAAUAAUAGAAAUUCAUCAUCAGUUAGUUCACCACAAACAAAUCAAUCUGAUAAUGAUGAUUCAAUGAAUGAACCUGAUGGUGAUGAUAUAUUAUCCCGACAAGUUGAUUCAAUUGAAGAUGAUGAUGAUGAUGAGGAAAAUGAUGAUGAACAUCAUACAAAUGAUGAUGACAGUGAUGAAGAAAAUAAACAACAACAACAACAACCUGUUUCACUUGUUUAUAAACCAAUUCCAUCUAAAAUUGAUUCUCAUCAACAAUCAUUUCAACCACCACCACCAGCACAUUUAUAUCAACCUUCAAUGUUACCAUCUCAUUUUGCACCUAACUUUCAUUAUUAA